Molecule: messenger RNA, 4504 nt
Organism: Malurus melanocephalus (red-backed fairy wren)
Lineage: Eukaryota; Metazoa; Chordata; Aves; Passeriformes; Maluridae
Product: merlin-like
Exons: 17
Coding region: 1615-3516 (633 amino acids)
Biological process (GO): regulation of organelle assembly; positive regulation of protein localization to early endosome; regulation of cell shape
Cellular component (GO): plasma membrane; filopodium; cytoskeleton
Molecular function (GO): actin binding; cell adhesion molecule binding
Source: RefSeq, a predicted model, not a curated record
GGAAUCUGUGAGUGAGCACUAUCUGAUGUGCGGUUUCCUCCCCACGUGGAUGAAAGCGCAGGGCUGUGGUGUAACGCUGCCCACCUGGCGCUGUGACACACGCAAACAUCGCUCCUGCAACACUCACCUGGCCAGUUCUUCUUGCUCUUUGCUGCUCCCCGUUUCCAUCGCACCCCCACGCUCUGCUCCUCAUUGUCCAGGAGGGAGAGCACCCCAAUCCAGAGCUGCUGGAUAUCCCUCCUUUCAUCACCAACACGCUAAAAGGCAGAGUUUGGGCAGGUUUUUCCUUCACAUUUUAUUCCCCGUCUCUGCCUUUCUGUUCCUCUCAUCACACAAAGCKUUUAUCAUCUGCCUGUGGUUGUUCCCAGCUUCUGAACUCUCUGUUCCCAGCUUCUGGCCGGACAGGAAUCUUUUAUCAUCCUGCCCUAUUUGCAUUGGUGUGUCUCUUGCUGGGGUUAUGCCAUACUGGGAUCCAUCCCGUUUUGCUCCUUCUGGAUCCCAGUGACGCCUGCAGGAAUAAACCACCGGAGUGGGUGGCAGGAACUCUGCCUUGGAGCGUUCAUUCCAGCUCACUGCUGUUAGCUGGGAUCUAGGGAAGGGAUUGCUCUUGCAUUUGCACAAAAGUUUACAAACCCAGAUUGUCUUUUUAAUUUUUUUUCCAGCAAGAUUUCUCUUAUUUGAAAAAGUURUUUUUCUAAAAUCUUGUUUGCUAAGUGCUUUUGCUUCUGUUGUGAAGCAUUUCUUUCAGCUAUUCAGUGUGAAAACCCUUUCCAAUUUCUUUACCAGUACUAUUGAUUAAAAUGCAGUUUACUUUCCUGGGGAAAAUUUGAUAUUCAAAAAUGUCUUUUCACUGUGAGUCAGAAUGUUCUUUUCCAUGGAAUAAAAAUUCUGGAAAGGACAAAAAAAUGCAAUUGGAAAUGUUGAACAAAUUAUAUUGUCAUUUCAACCAGGUUAUAUAAGAAAAAAGAAAUAACUUCAAAUGAAAAGCCCUGGUAUUUUUCUCAUAUUUUGAGAAAAUUAGUGCAUUUUUCUCCAGCAGCUCAAUUUUAUCUGUUCAGAAUUUUCCAUAUGAAACUCUGAGAAUGUUCUGUACCAGCCCUAACUCCAAGUUCCURUUUAACUCAAUUGGCUGUUUCAGGUUACAUAUUAAAAAUGAAUUAUGGAGCUUUCUUCUCCUUARGUUUCACCCAUUGAUGUUUCUUCUAGAAAUGAAUAAAACUAUUUCCAGUAUUGUGGAGGAGUCUGUAGCUCUCAGGCUAUAAAUGCUGUAUCCAGCAAUACAAUUACAAUUUUGAAGGAAACCGGAKAGAAAGGAGCUUUGGAAUGCAACAGGUUAAAUUGAAUUUUGCAUCUUGCAGAUCAGAGAUGAGGAAAUGCCUGGGAUGAUUUUCUAGCCCUUGGACCUCUCCUUUGGACUCUCUCCAGUUGUUUUUCCAACUCCAGACGUGGUGCCCCAAACAAGACUUCAGCAGCAGCUCCACCAGAGCCAACUGGAGGCAGAGGACUCCCCAGCUGAUCCCAGUGGUGGCAGAAGGAUGAAUUUCCUCCUCAGCUUUUCCACCCUGCUCUGACUUGCUUCAAUCACUUGUUUUCAUCUCUGCCUCUGAUGUCCAUAUGAUUUGGUGUGGCUGCCCUCAUCAGCUGAAAAACAUGUCCAUCCGAGGCCUGAAGAAGAAACAACCCAAGACUUUUAAAGUCAAAAUUAUAACAGUGGAUGCUGAGAUGGAGUUCAGCUGUGAGAUGAAGUGGAAGGGGAAGGAUUUGUUUGACCUGGUGUGCCGAGCCCUUGGGUUGAGGGAGACUUGGUUCUUUGGCUUGCAGUACUCGAUGAAAGGAAUGUGYACCUGGUUAAAGAUGGACAAAAAGGUUUUAGAUCAAGAAAUCCCCAAAGAAGAUCCCGUCAGCUUUCAUUUUUUGGCUAAAUUCUAYCCAGAGAAGGUAGAAGAGGAACUAUUACAGGAAAUUACCCAGCAUUUAUUUUUCCUUCAGGUUAAGAAACAAAUCUUGGAUGAGGAAAUCUAUUGCUCACCCGAAGCAACGGUUUUACUGGCUUCUUACGCUGUYCAGGCCAAGCUUUGCAAAGUGGGAAAUGGAGAAUCAGACAGGAGAGAAAGGCUGGAAAGGAAUUUAAUAAUUAUGCCUUUAUUCUGCAGGGAUGAAGCUGAGAUGAACUACCUGAAAAUUGCCCAAGACUUGGAAAUGUACGGUGUCAAUUAUUUCCCCAUUGCUCAAAACAAAAACCACACAGAUCUCCUGCUUGGAGUUGAUGCCAAAGGGAUUCACAUCUACAGYAUUAAUAACAGAUUCUCUCCAAAUAAAUCCUUCGAGUGGAGCUCCAUCAGAAACAUUUCCUAUAGUGAGAAAGAGUUAACCAUUAAGCCCCUUGACAAAAAAGCAGAAGUCUUCAAGUUCUUUUCCUCUCAGCUCAAAGUGAACAAACUGAUUUUCCAGCUGUGCAUYGGCAACCAYGACCUAUUUAUGAGGAGGAGAAAAGUGGACUCCAUAGAGAUCCAGCAAAUGAAAGCACAGGCCAGGGAAGAAAAAGCCAGGAAAAAGAUGGAGAAUCAGAGGCUGGCCAGGGAGAAGCAGCUCCGAGAAGAAGCCGAGAGAGCCAAGGAAGAGCUGGAAAGGCGCCUUUUCCAGCUGGAAGAUGAAGCCAGGCAGGCCAACGAGGCUCUGCUCCGAUCCCAGGAGGCAGCCGAGCUGCUGGCUGAGAAAGCCCAGAUUGCAGAAGAAGAGGCCAAGCUGCUGGCCCAGAAUGCUGCAGAAGCUGAGCAGGAGCGCCAGAGGCUGGAGAUCACAGCCCUGAAAAGCAAAGAGGAGAAAAGGCUGAUGGAGCAGAAGAUGAGGGAGGCGGAGCUGAUCGCGGUGAAGCUGGUCAAGGAGUCCGACAGGAGAGCCAAGGAGGCAGAGCACCUGAAGCAAGACCUGCACGAGGCCCGUGAGGCCGAGCGCAAAGCCAAGCAGAAGCUCUUGGACAUCACCAGGAUUAAUUACCCUCACAUGGCCAAGUACCCCCAGUACUCCCCAGGUGACAGCAGAGACGUCAACUUCGACAAAGGAUCCAUAAAAUUGGAUUUGAAGGACAUCGACCUCAAGAGACUCUCCUUUGAGAUAGAGAGAGAGAGGCUUGACUACUUGGAAAAGAGCAGGAAAUUCGAAGAUCGACUGAAGGAACUGAAGUCCGAAAUCCACGCUCUGAAACUGGAGGAAAAGCAGGCUGGGCUUUACUCUCAUUGGAAUGAAGUCCUGGGCUCCUUGGAUCGCUCCUUAGGGUCUGCCCCAGCGUGGAUGAAAACCUUCAAAAGUGGAGAUGCAAAUCUUCCAAGACCUUUCCCUGCUUACUUGGUAAACACUGCAGGCAGCUGGCCCUGCACCAACAAAACUCAACACGCUGUGCCAGUGGAAAAGUCAUCUUCCCAAGCAAAUCCCUUGGUUGCCAACAGCGUGGGCACAGGAGCCAGAAAACAGAUGAUCAAGGUUCAGCAGCACGACUCGGAUGUGAUCUACAUCUGAAGCUCCUUGUUUCCUUGCCAGACUGGUGGGACUGGUGGCUGCCUUUUUCCCAGCUACAGGAGUCACCUCUGUGGGGACAAGGCCCUGGUGGCACAGAGCUGCCACCCAGGUGCCACCAGCUGGGGAUGCCCAGGGUGUGAGGGAGUGGUACAAACCCGGGGCUGUUGUUUGCUGCUCGUGGAAGGAACAUUUCACAUUUCACCCUCAGCCACCCCUUCCUCCCCGAGGUGUGUCACAUCCUCACAGUGCUCUGCUGCUGCUGGAGGAAGGAUGAGAGGCAGCAAGUGCCCAGGAGGUGUUUGGGAUGAGGAAAAUGAGCACAAACUCGGUGUUUAUCUCCACCACAGACUAAUUAUGUUUUUGGUCCGGUCCCUGGGACACGACUCCCACAGAGCUGCUCGCCGUUUUAAGCGCUUGCCUGCCAAGUAUUUUCCUUCUCCUCCCCAAACAUCCCUUGCUUCACUUAAUUGAUUUGCAUUUCUCUGUGAGAAGUCUCAGCUUUUCAUUCCACAUGCAGAAGUGGACAUCUUCAAAAUGCCUCCUGCUCCUGGGGGAAUCCUUUGUUUGCAAUGCAGAGCUUCUGUUCUUCCACUCCCCGACUCGAUCAAGCACUUUCUGCUCGAGCAAACUUUGCAUACAUUAACUGCCUUCCCGCUUCUGUGCAGUUCUGGCUCCCAAAUUAGACCAAGACAAAAGAUGCUGGUGGUGUCUGCUACAGUGGGAUUGUUUCUGGUGGAGAAAGUGGCUGCCUCAUUAGUAAAACCCACUUGCAUUUUCCUGUUUGUUGUGUGUGUUUAAGUGUCUGCUUCUCUGUGAAUCUUCGCUCUCAGGACUUCUGGGCAGGCAGACAGUGUUCAGAUGAAGCAGGAACAUGUGAUGUGUGAUAGAAAAACGAAUGUUAAUGUUGUUAAGUGUCUUGUUCUAAAAGCUGAGAUUAAAGAAAAAAUAAAAAAACGGUUUAAUAAAAAGCUUCAAUUUCCGUUUGCUU